GAGACACUCAGUAUUGCCAUUUCGCUGCUUAAAGCUGCUGGGACCUUUUGAACAGGAGCAGUGACUUUUUUUAAUAUUCGAAAUGUUAUAUAUAUGUAACAUUUUUAAAGUUAGUAUUUAUUAUAAAAGAAAUGUGGCUGAUAACUAGAAGAACUUCACCUCUGUUUCUAAUUCUUACCUCAGUGAUUUUCACAUCCCCGCUCCAACUGUCAGACUUGCAGCUCACUCCUAAGAUGACGUAUGAAGAGGCAAAGAGCUACUGCAGACCAAUAAAUAGUUAUCUAGCUGAAGUUUACAAAUUAGCAGAAAAUGUUAUUACAGAUUUAGCUUCAUGGCGAGCUGCUGAGAGAAUUUGGAUUGGACUGGAGUUGGGAGAACUCUGGAUUUGGCACUGGACUGGACCUGAUCAGGGAACAUCUUUUGUAAACUGGAGGACUGGAGAGCCACAAGAUAAACAAGAAGUGUGUGCAGCAAUGGAUCAAAAUGGAACAUGGUUUGCAAAUGACUGUGGAAUUCAAAAGGGCUUUGUUUGCCAAGCUCUGAAGGAGACAUUGGGCGAAAGAGUCUUCAUCACAGCCCCAAAUGUCUUUCACCUCGGUGUCAAAGAGAAGGUGCUUGUCCAGGUUGGAGGUCAAUACCUAAACAAACGGUUCAAAGUAUACCUGGAAAGCCAGUAUGGGGCUCUCGUGUCUGAACAGGAAACUGCAAUGUGUCGCACAGAAGAUAAACCAGACACAGUUGAGCUAAUGAUAGACAGAGACCAAUGGUCAAAAAUUGGUAAAAUACCUUAUCUCCAUCUUGUGGCGGAAAUCCCUAAUGAAAGACAGAGGACAAUAACAAAGGUGCUGGUUUCAAAACACAGGGGAUAUAUCUUCAUACAGACUGAUCAGCCAAUGUAUAACCCAACACAGAAAGUGAAUUACAGGAUCUUCACACUUAACCACAUGUUAAGGCCACAUGAGGAAUCUGUGUUGAUAUCAGUGUUUAAUGCUGCUGGAAACAAAAUAAUGAACUCCUUGAGGACUGCAGCUGGAGGGAUUUUCCAAGGCAAUUUCCCUAUACCAAGUGCAUCUGAAAUGGGCACUUUCAAGAUCACAGCACACUAUGAGGGUGAUGAAGCAAAUGCAGCUGUACGAGAGUUCAAAGUCCAAAAGUUUGUUUUACCAAGUUUUGAAGUAAGAAUUGAAGCAGAGCGGCAUUACAUAUUGUUGAAUGAUCAACAGUUUGACUUCACCAUUUCAGCAAUGUAUUCAUACGGUGAAGAAGUCAAAGGUGGCUACCACUGCAAGUUUGGUGUUAAGAAGAAUGGUGAACUGCAGAUUAUUAGUGGUCUGAAGCUGACUGGUUCGGUUCUGAAUGGAAGAGCAACAGCCACUCUUAAGUUAAAAGACAUUGACUGGAAACAGCUGGACUCCUCCCUCACUGAAUUACAGAAAAGUGGAUCUCAACUUUACAUAGGAGUUUUUGUCACCAACAUUCAAAGUGGUGAAGUACAACAGGGAGACAUUUACCUUCCCAUCUUGUCACAUAAAUACAACAUAGAUCUGUCUCGAACUCGUUCACAUUUUAUUCCUGGUGUUCCACUAGAUGUUGUGGUUGUUGUUCGUCACCCUGACGGCACCCCAGCAGUUCGUGUCCCAGUAAAUAUAUCUAUAAGUGCAUCUGAACAGCCGUUUCAUCAAGGCACCACAGAUCAGGAUGGAGGAUUGUUUCAUACCUUUAAUAUUAUCUCUACCUCUGAGAUUACAGUUGAUGUUUCAACAGAUGGUCUUCAAAGGAGCAAACAUCUAAAAGCCAGUUCAUCCAAAGGAGGAAGUUACCUUUACAUAUCAAUUACCAACAAAGUUUACAAUAUGGAUGAAUCAUUAUCUGUAACAUUUAACACUAUCAAUGGACCAAGCAAUGGAUAUAUAUAUUACCUGGUUUUGAGCCGUGGAACGAUAAUAGAAAAUGGUUCACUUCCCAUUGGUAUAUCAGUUAAACAUAAUUUGAGAAUAACAGCUGAUAUGGUUCCAGCCUUCCGCCUAAUUGGCUACUAUCACAGCAAAAAUGACAUCAUAGCAGACUCUGUUUGGGUCGAUGUCAGGGAUGAAUGUGAGAUAAAGGUCACGGUUCAACACAAAGGACAGGCUAGGCCAGGAAUACAAACUGAACUGGAAUUGGAUUUACAUAGGCAGACAGCUACAGUGGCUUUGCUAGCUGUGGAUAAGGCUUUCUAUGGUCUCAAAGCUGAUAAUAAAUUGACACCCAAACAGGUAUUUUCUACAAUGGCCUCAUAUGACCUCGGCUGUGCAUACAGUGGAGGAUCUGACCCAGAAGCAGUGCUCCUAGAUGCGGGCCUUGCUUUUGCUUCUCAGUCUGUGCAAAAAUGGAGGACAAGUAUAACGUGUGAGUCACAAAAUGUGAGACCAAGGCGUUCAGUGGACCUCAAUGAGGAAAAAAUUAAAUUGAAAUUAGAGUUUCAAGAUGCUGACCUCCAAAUCUGCUGUAGCCAUGCAUUUUCUCGCAUCCCAAUGAGAGAAAGUACAUGUCUGAAAAGAUCAGAGAGGGUCCGUCUAGUGAAAAGAAAUCAGACAUGUGCGGAUGCCUUCCUAAAGUGCUGCCUUGCAGCAGAGAAGCUGAGACAGAGAAAGAUGAUAGAGGAUUCUCAGAGCCAACUUGGAAGAACUGCAAUUACCGAUCUAAUGGAGGAUUAUUUUUUCAGAACUGAGAAAAUGAGAAAAUUUUUUCCUCCAAGCUUUGAGUUUAAGCAUUUUUUGGUAAAUGACAAAAAAAGGCAUAAUUUAUUCCUCCCUGACUCCAUCACCACUUGGGAGAUUCAAGUUAUCACACUAUCUCCAGAAACAGGUCUGUGUGUAGUUAAGCCACUUGAGAUCAGAGCAUUUAAGGAGACAUUUGUGUCGCUGAGGCUGCCUUACUCAGUGAAAAAGUUUGAGCAACUCUCAAUUUCGCCUGUUAUCUACAACUACGGUGAAAGAAACUUACAGUUGGCAGUACAUAUGGAACAAGUUGAAGGACUUUGCUCUCCUGCUUCCACCACCACCAACUCCUACACUGAAAUCACUGUUAAGAACCACUCUUCCCAGCUGGUGUCCUUUUCAGUUGUCCCCAUAAAAACUGGUCCAUUACCAAUUAAAAUCCGCCUGUAUGAUAUUAAACAUGACAAUGGAAUAGAUCAGCUACAAAAAACCUUAAAAGUACAGACUGAAGGACAGUUGGAGAAAAAGGAAACAACGACUAUGAUCAAAUUGGAUGGACGGAGUUCAAAAAUUAUCUACAUUGAUGGAACUUUGCCAGAUGGCACAGUACCUGACUCAGGCUCCAGUAUAUUCUUAUCCAUACAAGAAAACCACUUUAAUAGUUCAUAUGUGAAGAAACUCCUUUCCCCAAAGAAGGUUUCACAACUUAUUACUCUACCGAGUGGCUGUUUAGAACAGACGAUGAGGGGAUUAAUGCCAACAACUUUAGCUUUGCGCUACCUUGACUUGAGUGGCGGGUGGUUCAGUCUAAAUUCUGUUGCUCGAGAUAAGGCUCUUGAUUACGUUGAACAUGGCUAUAUCAGAGUUUUAUCAUAUAAUAAUUCCAAUGGAUCCUUUGGAUCAUGGACAUCAGUGGCACCAAGUAACUGGUUGACUGCUCUCGUAGUAAAGAUUCUAUCUCUGAUUGCGGAGAGUCAAAAUUUUGGUGGUCGAGUUCAGGGUCGAAGCCUUAGAAUGGUUCAAGAAAAUGAGAUCAACCACCCUGUCAGUUACUUGGUUUCAAUACAACAGAGUGAUGGCUCAUUCAGAGACCCUAAUCCUGUGUUACACAGAGAUGUUCUGACAGGAAAAGACCGAGAUGCAUCCAUGACCGCUUUCAUCACCCUUGCACUGAACCGCUCCCAUGGAUUUCUUCCACCAGAAAAUCUAAAUGUUGUGGAGACAAGCAUCUCAAAGGCAACAGCUUAUCUCCAGUCCCAAAUUGAAGAGCUCAGCCAUCCCUAUGCAGUGGCUAUUACAGCUUAUUACCUAUCAGAGGGGAAUGGUCAAUCACGCGCAUGGCAGAAACUUCAAUCUAUGGUGAAAAGAGACAAGAAUGAUUGCUACUACUGGACAGACACAGAAGCUAUUAAAGCCAUCACCAUAGAGACAACAGCCUACGCUCUACUAGCUGCUGUAAAAAUCGGUAACAAAAGUUGGUCAGAUAAAAUAGCCUGCUGGUUAGUCAGCCAAGAAAACUAUUAUGGAGGCUAUCGAUCUACUCAGGAUACCCUCAUGGCACUGGAAGCCCUGUCAGAAUAUGCACUGGCAAAUCCUAAACCUCCCAUUAUAGAUGUAACAGCAGAUAUCAGAAUCCCAGUGAAGACUGACAUGGUUAAGCUUGCACUGGCAAACAGCGAUAAGAUAGUGGAAGCAGACCUAGAGAAAUUUACUGGGAACAACAUUACAGUAGAAUUGAAAGGACAAGGACAUAUCAAGCUGAAAACUUUAAAGACAUACCAUCUCCUGGACCCUGAAGAUGGUUGUUCCAAACUUAAUAUUACUGUCAAAGUGGAGGGGAAAGUGGAGUACACUGCAAAAAUAAAAGAAAAUUAUGACUACUACGAUGAUGACUAUAAUUCUGCUGAGGAAAAGCAGACACGAGUAGCACGGUCGACAUUUGAGGAUUGGGAUACUCCCACACGAAGCCGGAGAGAUCUUGAAAAUGAGAUAAAUUCAGAUAGUAUUGUUAUCUAUACUGUCUGUGUCAGCUAUAGCCCAAACAGCCCUCUAACUGGAAUGGGAAUCGCAGAUAUCACAUUACUUAGUGGAUUUGAGGUGGAAGAGGAAGACCUGGAAAGGCUUAAACAGCUACCUGAGCAGUACAUUAGCCAUUAUGAGAUAUCCCCUGGAAGAGUGCUUCUAUAUUUUAAUGAGCUGUAUGAAACCAAGGAAUGUCUGACUUUCACUGCUAAUCAGAAAGUGCCAGUUGGCCUUUUACAGCCUGCUCCAGCUGUAUUCUAUGAUUACUAUGAACCAGGUGUGAAGUGCACUGUGUUCUACUCACUCCCACAAAGGAGCCAGUUGGUCUCUAAGCUGUGCUCAGAAGAUGUUUGCCAGUGUGCAGAAAGGCCCUGUCAUAAAGUACAAGAGACCUUCAAGAGAGUUCGUGGUAGAAAAAUCACAAAGGAAGCCCGUGUGAAUCACGCCUGCUUCUCCCCCACAGUGGAUUAUGCGUAUAUUGUGGAAGUCCAGGACGUUUCUUUUAAGAGCAACUUUGAGCUGUACAAAGUCAGAAUUAUUGAGAUCCUUCGAACUUAUAAUGACCUGCAUGUGAGGACAGACAGUGUUCGAGUGUUUGCCAAAAGACUACAUUGCAAGGGGGGGUUAGAGCUUAAAAUGCAGUAUCUGAUAAUGGGCAAAGAUGGUGCCACUAAAGACUCAGAUGGAAAUAUGCAGUAUCUGUUGGAAUCAAACACCUGGGUGGAAAGGAAGCCGCUAGAUGUGGAGUGUAAAAAAUCUGGGAACAUCCGUACUUGUAAUGAGUUCAAUACAUUCAUUGACGAGUACAAAACUUUUGGCUGCAGACAGUAAAUCUCAGUCGCAAAUCUGUUAAACUUCCUGCAAUUUAGACAUGUUUACUUUGUUUUUGUGAUAAAUUAGCUUUUAGUAUAAAAAUAUUGCAUUAUUAUAGUAGACUGUCAGAAAAAUGCAAGGAUGAUCCGAACAUAAUCAAAUAACUCACUUUGCUUUACAGCAACUUUAUCAUUUUCAGUAAAAAUAUUCUUUCAUUUCUUUAUGUUGCAGUUGUAAGGUACUUUACUGAAAUAAACACUGCUUAUUGUUGUGUUUAGAAAGCCCUUUUGUGUUUAUCAUUGCUUUUACAUCCACUCAUCAAUGUUCUGCCUCUUAUCAGAGUCAGAGGGGGGUGGUUCCUAUCUCCAGCAGUCUAUGAGCAAAAGGUAGGUUAGAUCCUGGACAGGUCACCAAUCCAUCAAAUGGCAACAUAUAGACAUGCAACCCUGCACACACAUACAAUUAUACCUAAGGAUACCUGAGUACCCAGAGAGAACCCAAACAUUCACAAGGAAAACAUGCAAACUCCAUAUAGAAAGACCUCAGGCCAGCAAUUGAACCCAGGACCCUCUUGCUGCAAUGCAACAGUGCUACAAACUGUACCAGCAUGAAGUAAAAAAUUACAAUAUCAUACCAGUCUGUCAGGAAAA
Molecule: messenger RNA, 6184 nt
Organism: Cyprinodon tularosa
Lineage: Eukaryota; Metazoa; Chordata; Actinopteri; Cyprinodontiformes; Cyprinodontidae
Gene: c4b
Product: complement 4B (Chido blood group)
Exons: 43
Coding region: 132-5552 (1806 amino acids)
Biological process (GO): complement activation
Cellular component (GO): extracellular region
Molecular function (GO): protein binding; endopeptidase inhibitor activity
Source: RefSeq, a predicted model, not a curated record